AUGAUAAAAGAGGAAAAACGUGCUCUGCUUCAGACCAAAUGGUGGGAUUUCAUCAACAGUGCCCAUAAUAUGUCAGACCCUUGUCACUGGGAAGGCAUAUCUUGCAAUGAUUUUGGAAGCCUUGUUGAGAUGAAUUAUCAACAGAUGACUAUACAAUGCUACCGUCUAGCAGAUUUCAAUUUCACUGCAUUUCCCAAUCUAGAACGUCUCACACUUUUUGAAAUGGCUUUGAUAGAUACCAUUCCAAGCCAGAUAGGAUCUCUUCGUAAACUUAUCCUUCUAAACUUAUCUUUGAACACUCUUACUGGGAUCAUUCCAUCACAAAUAGGGGCUAUUCAAAAUCUUACUCAUUUAGACUUGUCUUCUAACAGUCUUACUGGGAUUAUUCCAUCCCAAAUAGGAGCUCUUAAAAAUCUCAUAUAUCUGGACUUAUCUUCGAACAGUCUUACUGGGAUUAUUCCAUCCCAGAUAGGAGAUUAUCAAAAUCUCACUUAUCUGGACUUGUCUUCUAACAGCCUUACUGGGAUUAUUCCAUCCCAAAUAGGAGCUCUUCAAAAUCUCGCUUAUCUGGACUUGUCUUCUAACAGUCUUACUGGGAUUAUUCCAUCCCAAAUAGGAGCUCUUCAAAAUCUCACUUGUCUGGACUUGUCUUGUAAUAAUCUUACUGAUGUCAUUCCAACUCAUAUAGGAGGCCUUCAAAAUCUCAAUCAUUUGGACUUGUCUUGCAACAACCUUUCAGAUAUUCUACCUUCCACCCUUCCCAACUUUAUUUCAAAUCACUAG
Molecule: messenger RNA, 783 nt
Organism: Neltuma alba
Lineage: Eukaryota; Viridiplantae; Streptophyta; Magnoliopsida; Fabales; Fabaceae
Product: probable leucine-rich repeat receptor-like protein kinase At1g35710
Exons: 7
Coding region: 1-783 (260 amino acids)
Molecular function (GO): protein binding
Source: RefSeq, a predicted model, not a curated record